Molecule: messenger RNA, 468 nt
Organism: Pseudomassariella vexata
Lineage: Eukaryota; Fungi; Ascomycota; Sordariomycetes; Amphisphaeriales; Pseudomassariaceae
Exons: 3
Coding region: 1-468 (155 amino acids)
Source: RefSeq, a predicted model, not a curated record
AUGGUCGUUGUCAGUGUAAGCAUGCUCAAAGAUCUACAAGAAACAACCGCAUUCGCAAUCAGCACAAACGAGACUAACGUCAAGGGCACGUCACAGGCCUGUCCCACAGACAUGAUGGCAACCCCGCGCCUCGGUCACAUCAACAAUAACCCCUCAUUCAAUUUCACCCGCCCACGCAAUCACCCAGAGGUCACCGAAGUAACCCCACCGACCUCCCAACAAGAGGAGAAACCCAGGUUCCAAUGCAGCGUCCACCGCCGGGUCCGUGAAUCCAAAUACGGCUGGUGCAAGACAGUCUCCACCGACAUCGCCAUUCUCCCCGAGGAGCUAAACACCCCUGCCGAGGCAGCCGGUGCGGGUAUGGCACAUCGGAGGAGUCUACCAGCAACACCUUCUACCACAUCGCGGUUACCCUUUCUCGGUCGUGGUGCAACAUCGUGGCGAGCUCAAAACCAUGGAGCGAGCUAG